AUGUCGUCUGAUGCUAUGGGAAAGAAAGAAAAAGGGGAAUCCAGCGGCCUAACGAGCUUGAAAGUUCCCCUUUUUCGUCGGCGCGCAAAGUCAGAUAGCAAUAUCCACGAGCUCAGCGAGUCGCAGGACCAAACUCCCAACCGCUCGCGAUCAAAUUCCACUGCCGAUAAGGAUGGGAACGAGGUCGUUUCCAUUCCCUUUGGAGGGAAGAAGCCCAACUUCGUCAAACGAAAGUCUGGGAAGGAAGCCGUUCGCAGUAUGAUUGAGAAGGUAACGCGGUUCUCGGAUGACAUCGCCGCAAUGGCCAUCGAUAUCAAGGAGGACACCAUGGACAUAUCGAAGACGGUCGUCGAAGAACGUGGCUUCAAGCGCCAGAAGAGAUUAUGCAAAGACUGCUCUAAGAUGAACUUUGAGGAAUGUCUUCCUGGCGAUGGACUUACACCGGGCCGAGAGAUAUACGAAUACGUUCGACCACUUGAGCGAAUUAUUUUGCGACGCGAAUGGUGUAUAUUUUGUCGUCUUAUCUUCCAGGUCCUGUGUCGUGAAGAGAAUGACCCUUUGCUCCAUGACCACGUACAAGACUACAUUCAGACCAGUCUCAAGGGAGUAUCGUUUGGCGAUUGGGUUGCAAAGGCGACCCUGCUGAAAAGAAUGUUCAACAGCGAAGCAGUUUGGCCCUUUGGACUCAGCCGGGAAGUACCUGACGGCGAAGCCGAAGUACAGAAAUUGUUCCACCCUGUUAAUAAGAACGACGAGUCGGCAUUGAACGCAACCAGUCCGAUCAUGGCCAAAAGCUCUCCGCUUUUAGAUGAUAUUCCAGAUAAGUUCCUUCUUGGUGCUUUGGCGGCGGCGAAGAUCACAAUAUUUGGAGGCGCAGGUAUGAGGGAGAGAGAUAUGAGGAUACUUGAAGGAGUGGACGGAGCGUUGACAGCUGCAACGAUUUUCUCCGGAAACAAAAGGAAGCGACUACCUUGCUGGGUAUUAAUCAAGUUGCAUACACGAGCCAGUAGUGAAGCUGGGCUAAUUGCAGUCCAUGUCGCUGCACACAACCGGGAGCUCUUGUCGCCGCUUGCUGAAAUAAGCAGGUUUCAUCUUAGGGUUGCUACAGGAAUAGUCGAGCAGUCUGAGUCUGGAUCAACGCUGCGGUACGGCAGAAUCCUAGAGAAGAAGAUCGAUCUCUCCCUUGGAGGAAAGUGGUUGAGUGCCUGCGAAAAUCAUCACAGGUGUGGCCCUUUUCCUCCCCGCGGAGAGCAGCGGGGAUCUCAAGUCGCGUAUCUUCGGGUUAUUGACUUAAAGAAAUAUCGUCUCUAUACGUGUACCUCGGAAGUUGUUCGAUAUGCCGCUCUGAGCUACGUUUGGGGUGACUAUACAUAUGCCAAGCUGGAUAACAGAACUAUUAAUAAAUACUUCAACGAAGGAGCUCUUGCACCAGAAAAAGUCACUCUACCACAAGCUAUUAUAGAUGCAAUGGAGGUAGCCCGAGGGGUCGGCCUCUAA
This is a messenger RNA of Hyaloscypha bicolor E, 1497 nucleotides long. RefSeq lists its product as uncharacterized. NCBI's taxonomy places the organism in Eukaryota, Fungi, Ascomycota, Leotiomycetes, Helotiales, Hyaloscyphaceae. The coding region runs from base 1 to 1497 and encodes 498 amino acids. The record is from RefSeq and is a predicted model, not a curated record. The transcript has a single exon.